CGAACGUCACCCUCCCUGCGCAACUUAAAGGCACCACCACAGUGGCCACGAGUACGCAAAUGAGAGCGCCUCUUCCCAGUGAUUGAUGAGCUAACAGGACGACCCGAGGCAGCUAUUUACAGACGAAGGAGGGGUGGUGGGAAGGGUUUAGGUCACUGCCACAACACACACACAUACGCGCGCGCGUCACAGGCACCCAUCACAACUUUCUGAACGAGUGCCACGCCAGGAGAUCGAACGUUGACAGCUGCCGCUUCGUGCACGAAGGGCAGGGGGUGGUGUGAGGGUAUCGGUGCGAGGCGCUGGGAGGCUCUUGAAGUGACACUUAAGUUCACGCACCUGGCUCGCUGCGCGCUGUCAUCUGUAAAGAGCUGCACCAGACCCCCCGCUCGCGAGCGACCGCAAGGCCACGGGUGUCUCUGCACGGCGACUCUCCACUGCCUCGGGUCUGAGCGUCACGCACGAUGGGCGAUUGGAGCUUCCUCGGGAGGCUCUUGGAGAACGCGCAGACGCACUCCACCGUGGUCGGCAAGGUGUGGCUCUCCGUGCUCUUCAUCUUCCGAAUCCUCGUGUUGGGAGCGGCGGCCGAGAGCGUGUGGGGCGACGAGCAGGCGGGUUUCCGUUGCAACACGCAGCAGCCCGGCUGCGAGAACGUCUGCUACGACGAGGCCUUCCCCAUCUCGCACAUCCGCUUCUGGGUGCUCCAGAUCAUCUUCGUGUCCACGCCGGCGCUCGUCUACCUGGGCCACGUGCUGCACAUCAUGCGAAUGGAGUCGCGCAGGAAGGAGGAGCUCGAGGAAUGGAGGAAGCUGCACCCCAACGAGGACGAGGACGACUGUAAGGCGCUCCUCGACGGUGGCAAGGGCAGAAAGGGCGGCCCGCCGAAGCUAAGGAAGACCUACGUGAACGACCAGGGCAAGGUGUGCAUCAAGGGCGCGUUGCUCCGCACCUACGUGCUCAGCAUCUUCAGCAGGACCAUCUUCGAGGUGGGCUUCAUCGUGGGCCAGUACUUCCUCUACGGCUUCAGCCUGGGACCGCUCUACCGCUGCAGCAGGAGCCCGUGCCCCAAUGUGGUCGACUGCUUCAUCUCGCGUCCCACCGAGAAGACCAUCUUCAUCCUCUUCAUGCUUGUGGUGGCCUGCCUCUCGCUGCUGCUCAACCUCUUGGAGAUGUACCACCUGGGCUGGAAGAAGAUCCGCAAGGGGCUCGGCAAGCGCUACGAAAAGAUGAGUCAGCAGCAGCAACAGCAGCAGCAGCAGUCCGCGAUGAAACACCACCCGCCCUCGCUCGACCAACACUCGGUGAAGACCUCCUCGCAGCCCAUCUCCUACACCUACUACCAGCCGCCCACAGAUGAACGCAACUACGACCCGCCGAGUUUCCGCACGGCGACCAGAGACCUCGUCGCGGGGGGACGUCUCGUCGCGCAGGGCGUGGACGGGCAGAAUUGGGCCAACUGGGAGGAGGAGGAGAGGCGGCGGGUUGCUCAGGCCACGAGCGGCGACGCGAGGCACGCGAGGCACGCGCCGCAGCCCGUGAGCCGCAGCCUCGCGAUGCGCACUCCGCCACCGCCGCACGGCGCUCCACCUCCGCCCGCGUCGCCGCUGCUGCUGCUGCAGCCCUGGGCCGCGUCCUCUCCUGCCGCCUGUCCAUCAUCCUCGGCCGCCGUCGCUGCCGCUCUGGCUGCGGCUCUGGAGGACGAGGCGGAGGUUCUGACGGCUACGGUGCAGUUGCACGACCCGCCUCUGCACUCGGGAGGCGAGCACGACAUCGAUCUGAGGAGGUUGAGCAGGGCGAGCAGUAGGGUGCGCUCAGAUGACCUGCAGGUGUAGCCCCCACGUCCGCCUCGACUCAGCCGCGCGUGUUGGUUUUGAGAGAGAACAUUUAUAUAUAAAAAAAAAUUACCGUGAGAUUCUCAUUUAUUUGAAUCAAUCAUGGUUCCAAUAUUGAUCAAGGUGGGCCCCUUUUCCCAAUAAAUUAAAUAGCUUUCUCCAUUUGCGAGCUUCAGUCCAGAAUCUGCAAGAUUUCUUGAAGCACCUCCCAUUAGCACUGUUGGCUACGUACGGUGCGAAAAAAGUUAAACAUAGAUACAAGCAGAUUAAAGGACUGCAUUGGCAUACAACCAUAGGCAGACAAAUAUACCCGGUAGUUUCGAGAGGGAACCGUUUGUAACAUGGGACGAUAAUUGACUGCCUCAUAGUUGGAGAUGACCAGGUACGGUGAAAACCAUUUUGUCGAAUUAAAAAAAAUCUGAAGGUUUUUCAUAGAUUUACAUUCGCAGAGAGUGGGUAUACAAUCCCUUUAAGAGUGACGCAUGGAUAAUUCAACUGGCUUACACUAAAAAAUGUCAUCAAUAUGUGACACGCAAUGGUCUGUCAAACACGUUCAGCUGCGUGGAUGGAUCACAACUCGGCCAAGUGACACAUUCCUGGAGAGACAAAGAAUCGAUCCCUCGCCGCGACGAUUGUUGUCAACGCCUCUCCCUCUCUCCCCCUCUCACAGGUCAGAUUGUACGUACAAUUUUGAAGUUGGCGUGUUCACAUUCCGUAAGAUGUAGUGUCAUGAGCUCACCGGAGCCCAAGAGCUCCACGUGCUCGCUCCUCCGUGCCGUGCCGGCCACUCGACGCGUCACGCCGAGUCGCCGUUGUCCGUCGUGGUCCCACGGCGUCGCUUGUCAGAUACCGUAGUAUUGUCUGCAUUAUAAAGACGUUCCAGAAAAUUAAGAGGCACCUCUUCCAUACCCCCCAUCCCCCCCCCCCCCAACGCUUUAUCGGUGUCAAUAAAGUUAUACAAAUCUAAUCUUACACACACACAACGGAUUAUAAUACGCACCCCUUCCCACAAAAUUUGCUUUAAAAUACAGGGGGGGUGAAUCGUGUAAUCGGUAUAGUACGGUAACACACCACUGUCUGACGGAACGAGCUGUCGGGCAACAGCAGUGAACACAACAAUGUAGAGGUGGUAAAGGAUUAGCUCACAGGCUAACACAAUGGACCACGUGCACAGCCACUGAUAGAUGAGGGCCUCCCCACUCCCUGAGGGUCGUAGGGUUCACUUGGACCAUACUUCACGAUGGUCAGUACGGGUUACUGUGGGCGGGUAGAUACCCCAGCAGCCUGUAACACCUGUGAAUGCAUUAUAGUCGCACAUCCUAGCACUAUCCUGGCCCAAAGCUGCUUUGGCAGUGGGCAGUAAAGUCCAUUCUACUGUGUUCACACCUCCCAUGGACCCCCCCCCAACCCGCAUGAACCAACCCGCAUGAACCAGCGUGGUGAAGUAUGGUAAAAUAACCCCAAUGACCCGCACGGCGUGGGUGAGCCCCUUGUCCAGCAGUGCAAUCAAAAUGGGCUAGAUAUGUCAAUGUAAUUCUUCUGUACAGAGCAGCAUUGUAGGCUAAAUGCAAGCACUUUUGACUCUUUGUUGUGCUAUUUGUUUAGCAUAGGCAUGUGUGCGUGUAGUUCUGUGCAGAUAUGGUGGGGAGUGGUGGUGGGCGCUAUGUUGCCCUACGAACCCGGUGACCCGAGUUCGAUUCCCGCUCACAGCCAACACCAGU
Molecule: messenger RNA, 3553 nt
Organism: Petromyzon marinus (sea lamprey)
Lineage: Eukaryota; Metazoa; Chordata; Hyperoartia; Petromyzontiformes; Petromyzontidae
Gene: GJA3
Product: gap junction protein alpha 3
Biological process (GO): cell-cell signaling
Cellular component (GO): connexin complex
Molecular function (GO): gap junction channel activity
Source: RefSeq, a predicted model, not a curated record